Molecule: messenger RNA, 1929 nt
Organism: Hyaloscypha bicolor E
Lineage: Eukaryota; Fungi; Ascomycota; Leotiomycetes; Helotiales; Hyaloscyphaceae
Product: putative salicylaldehyde dehydrogenase
Exons: 2
Coding region: 415-1872 (485 amino acids)
Molecular function (GO): succinate-semialdehyde dehydrogenase (NAD+) activity
Source: RefSeq, a predicted model, not a curated record
UUUCAUCCCAUAUUCAUAUCCAUCCAACUCUCCCGUAGAGGAUUGCCGCGAUGGAUUCCCGAAUAGGACUAGCUCGCCUCUUUACGUUUAGAAGAAAGAAACACCCCGCUGCGGAACCCUCCUCCACCCCGGAGCUGUUCGGGACCACCAACAGGUCAAGUUGCGACUUGAUCGUUCACGAAAACUCAACGGCGUCGGAAGUACCAUUACAGAUGCUUAGAUAAAGGUCAAUGGCCCGAGUGAGAGGUGCAAUGCUUCAAAGGCUUUUAUUUAUCAGCACCAUCCCUUCUGAGCACUCAAACAGUAUUGGUUUUUGUCAAGUGGGGCAUUUCAAUAGCUUUAUCUCCACAACUACAAAGCUCCAAAUUUCGACGUUUCAAUCCAUUUCCAAAUCGUAUCCUACUGUGCAUCAGAAUGUCUUUCACCAACGGCCACGCCCAUGAUUCCAACGGGACACCAGUCCCCACCCACCCUCUCAUAAUAUCCAACAAACCACAUCCAACAGUUAACUCCUUCCCCGUCUACUCUCCGGCCACAGGUAAACUUUUACACCACUUUUCCUCCGCCUCAAUCGACGACGCCGAUGCGGCUCUCAGUUCAGCACAAGCCGCCCAACCAAAAUGGAAGACUCUUCCUCCUUCCAAGAAACGCGAUAUCUUCAUCAAAGCAGCCGAGAUUAUGGACUCUCGUCGCGAAGAACUGACCAAAUAUAUGGCUGACGAAACGGGAGCCUCUGCACCAUGGGGAGCAUUCAACCUCAACCUCGCCUCUGAGAUCCUGCGCGAUGUUGCUGGGAGAAUCUCCUCCAUCUCUGGCUCAAUCCCUCAAACAGCGACGGAAGGAGUAUCUGCCCUCGUGUUGAAAGAACCAUACGGAGUCAUCCUCGCCAUCGCUCCUUGGAACGCCCCCUACAUCCUAGGCAUCAGAGCAAUAAUCUACGCCCUUGCAGCAGGCAACACCGCCAUCCUGAAAGCCCCAGAAUUCUCACCCAUGUGCUCAACCGGCAUCGUCACUUCCCUCCAGCAAGCCGGCCUCCCACCCGGAGUCUUGAACCUCCUCGCCCACCGCCCCGAAGACGCAGCCUCCAUCACAAAACACCUGAUCUCAAGCCCCAUCAUUAAGAAAGUGAACUUCACCGGUUCCACAGCAGUCGGGAAGAUCAUCGCCGAGCUCUGCGGGAAAACCCUGAAGCCCGUUCUUCUGGAACUGGGAGGCAAGGCACCAGCUAUCGUAUGGGAAGAUGCCGAUCUCGACCUUGCGGCGCAGGAGUGCGCUGUAGGAAGUUUCGAGCACAGUGGGCAGAUAUGCAUGAGUACCGAGCGAAUCAUCCUCCACGAGAAGAUUGCGGAGGAAUUCGAAGAAAAGUUCAAGAAAGCAGCAGCUGGGUUCGCGCCUGAGGGGGCAGAGCCUCCUGUCUUAAUCAACAGUGCCGGAGUCGCCAAAAACCAGCGCUUGCUCAAAGACGCCGUUGAGAAGGGAGCUACGAUCCUCCACGGUAAUCAUGAAGAGGGUAAGGGUACGAAGAUGAUGCCAGUCGUGGUGAAAGGGACGAAGAAGGGCAUGGAUCUGUUCUACACAGAGAGUUUUGGGCCUACGGUUAGUGUCAUGACGGUGAGUAGUGAGGAGGAAGCGUUGGAGCUGGCAAAUGAUACCGAGUAUGGACUUUCGGCUGCGGUGUUCACGAGAGAUUUACUGAGGGGGCUGCGGAUGGCGAGGGGGAUUGAGAGUGGUGCGGUGCAUAUUAAUGGCAUGACGGUGCAUGAUGAGACGGCGUUGCCGCAUGGUGGUAUGAAAGCGAGCGGAUUUGGGAGGUUUGGAGCAAUUGGUUUGGAGGAAUGGAUGCGGACGAAAACUAUCACGUUCAAGGACUGAGUCCGAGUCUGCUCUCUUGCCAUUCGUUAAUGAAAUUUUGCAUUGCAUGCACCCCUC